ACUUCAGAAGCAGGGUCCGAUGAUCAUUGCCAAAGAGAACAGGAGCUUCAGAGAGAAAACUUGAAGUUGUCAUCUGAAAAUAUUGAACUAAAGUUUCAGCUUGAACAAGCAAAUAAGGAUUUGCCAAGAUUAAAGAAUCAAGUAAGAGAUUUGAAGGAAAUGUGUGAAUUUCUUAAGAAAGAAAAAGCAGAAGUUGAGCAGAAACUUGGCCGUGUUAGAGGGUCUGGUAGAAGUGGAAAGACAAUCCCAGAACUAGAAAAAACCAUUGGUUUAAUGAAAAAGGUAGUUGAAAAAGUCCAAAGAGAAAAUGAACAGUUGAAAAAAGCAUCAGGAAUACUGACCAGUGAGAAAAUGGCUAAUAUUGAGCUGGAAAAUGAAAAGUUGAAGGCUGAAUUGGAGAAACUUAAAGUUCAUCUUGGGCAUCAGUUGAGUAUGUACUAUGAGUCCAAAACCAAAGGCACAGAGAAGAUUGUUGCUGAAAAUGAAAGACUUCGUAAAGAACUUAAAAAAGAAACUGAAGCUGCAGAGAAAUUACGGAUAGCCAAGAAUAACUUAGAGAUAUUAAAUGAGAAGAUGACAGUUCAACUAGAAGAGACCGGUAAGAGAUUGCAGUUUGCAGAAAGUAGAGGUCCACAGCUUGAAGGUGCUGACAGCAAGAGCUGGAAAUCAAUUGUCGUUACAAGAAUGUAUGAAACCAAGUUGAAAGAAUUGGAAACUGAGAUUGACAAAAAAAAUCAAAGCAUUAUUGAUCUUAAACAGCUUGUAAAAGAAGCAGCAGAGAGGGAACAAAAAGUUAAAAAAUACACUGAAGACCUUGAGCAACAGAUUGAGAUUCUCAAACAUGUUCCUGAAGGUGCCAAGACAGAACAAGGCCUUAACCAGGAGCUCCAAGUUCUGAGAUUAGCUAAUCGUCAGCUGGAAAAAGAAAAAGCAGAAUUAAUGCAGCAGAUAGCAGUUAACAAAGACCAAAGUGGUGAUGAAAGCAUCAUACCUGAUACUGAUCAAUUAAGGGAAAAGAUAAAAGAUAUAGAGACACAGCUCAAAACUUCAGAUCUAGAAAAGCAGCAUUUGAAGGAACAAAUAAAAAAACUGAAAAAAGAACUGGAAAAUUUUGAUCCUUCAUUUUUUGAAGAAAUUGAAGAUCUGAAGUAUAAUUACAAGGAAGAAGUAAAAAAAAAUAUUCUCUUAGAAGAGAAGUUAAAAAAACUUUCUGAACAGUUUGGAGUUGAAUUUACUAGUCCUGUUAAUGCUUCUGAAAAGCUUGAAGAUGAAGAGGAAAGUCCUGUUAAUUUCCCCAUUUAUUAAUGGCCACCUAUAUUUAUAAUAAAUGUAAAGUUAACUGUAAAGUUUGUAAGUUAAAAUUCCAUCUGGAAAUCAAGCAAGUCUCUGAACUGCAGCAUUUCCUUCUCCCUACCUUGUACCUUUUACCCAAAUUGUAGUUUUUAGUAAAUAAAAUUAUAUGAAAUUCUUAACUCAUUAGGAGAGUAUAUUUUUGAAAUCUUUGAAUAAGUUAUGAUUACCAAAUAGGCAAUAAGCUGUGGUGAGUUGCUAUAUAUUCAUAAGGUUUUAAGUUUUUUAAAAGAGAUUCUGACAUUUUAACAUUUAAAGCUGGGAUUUUAUAGUUUUAUACUUAUUUAUAUGUGCUAAGAUUGAAUUCAAAAUAUGAUAAAAUAUGUAGGUUAUGAGGUUGAGCCAUGUUUUGUUAAAUGUCUAUAAAGAUUAAACUGAGCUUAACCUAUUUGAUUUUGAAAAUAAAUGAUCCAAAAUUGUUGCCUUAAUUGUUGUCUUUAAAUGACUACCCAGUUCUAGUGGACAGUUCAGCCUUUGAACAAGCUUGGAAGCUCACUAUAAUUUACAUUUUUCAGUCUAGAGUUUAAAAUCAGU
Trichechus manatus latirostris (Florida manatee) is the source of this 1884-nucleotide messenger RNA. Its product is annotated as centrosomal protein of 290 kDa. The record is from RefSeq and is a predicted model, not a curated record. NCBI's taxonomy places the organism in Eukaryota, Metazoa, Chordata, Mammalia, Sirenia, Trichechidae. The annotation marks the transcript as partial. Gene Ontology annotation, biological process: ciliary transition zone assembly; non-motile cilium assembly; camera-type eye development. Gene Ontology annotation, cellular component: ciliary transition zone; centriolar satellite. The transcript is spliced from 10 exons.